AUGCCGUUGGUAAAGCCUCAGCAGGAGGGCAAUGAGGACACUCGAGGUGUAUAUCCGCUGGAGUUUCUCUUUUCAUCUCUGAAGUAUCUGCUGACUGUUCUAGUCCUUGGUUACGAUCCUCUUCUCUCCCCUCGCUACCUCCAGGCGGAGGUUCCCUCGCCCGAGGCGUCCGUCAAAACCGUCCAGAGUGGCCGUAACCAAGCAAUUGAAAUCAUCGAGCAACGCGAUGACCGUCUGCUGGUCGUCGUCGGGCCAUGCUCCAUCCACGACCCAGAAACCGCUCUGGAAUACGCCCACCGUUUGAAAGCGCUCUCUGACAAGCUCUCCUCCGAUCUCUGCAUUAUCAUGCGUGCCUACCUCGAAAAACCCCGCACAACGGUCGGCUGGAAAGGACUGGUCAAUGACCCGGACAUCAACGAGUCCUUCAACAUCAACAAAGGCCUGCGUGUCUCGCGCAAGCUCUACGCCGACCUGACCAGUCUCGGCAUCCCGAUUGCCAGCGAAAUGCUCGACACCAUCUCCCCCCAGUACCUGGCCGAUCUCAUCUCCGUCGGCGCCAUUGGAGCCCGCACCACCGAGUCCCAGCUCCACCGCGAGCUGGCCUCUGGUCUCAGCUUCCCCAUCGGAUACAAGAACGGCACAGACGGCAACCUCGGCGUGGCCAUUGACGCAAUCGGCGCUGCUGCGAACCCGCACCAUUUCCUAGGUGUCACCAAGGAGGGCCUUGCGGCCAUCACCAAAACCUCGGGCAACGAGCACGGCUUCGUCAUCCUGCGUGGCGGUACCAAGGGCACCAACUACGAUCGCGAGAGCAUCAAGGCCGCCCGCGAGGCCCUGCGUAGCCGCAAGCAGCGCGAGAUUCUGAUGGUGGACUGCUCGCACGGCAACUCGAAGAAGAACCAUCUCAACCAGCCGCUGGUGGCCAAGGAGGUGUCUGACCAGUUGCGCGAGGGCGAGGAUGCGAUUAUUGGAGUGAUGGUCGAGUCCAAUAUCAACGAGGGCAACCAAAAGGUGCCAGCCGAGGGUCCUGCGGGGCUUAAGAAGGGUGUCAGUAUUACCGAUGCCUGCAUCCACUGGGAAAUGACUGUUGAUGUGUUGGAGGAUCUGGCCGAUGGUGUGCGCGCUCGUCGUGCCCUCAAGGCCUCCAAGACCAACGGUCACGCUUAG
Talaromyces proteolyticus is the source of this 1167-nucleotide messenger RNA. RefSeq names its product phospho-2-dehydro-3-deoxyheptonate aldolase. Gene Ontology annotation, cellular component: cytoplasm. Gene Ontology annotation, biological process: aromatic amino acid biosynthetic process. NCBI's taxonomy places the organism in Eukaryota, Fungi, Ascomycota, Eurotiomycetes, Eurotiales, Trichocomaceae. The transcript has 2 exons. Gene Ontology annotation, molecular function: 3-deoxy-7-phosphoheptulonate synthase activity. Bases 1 to 1167 code for a protein of 388 amino acids. The record is from RefSeq and is a predicted model, not a curated record.